AUGCCCUCACACGGCCCAAGUUCUAGGCGGUGGUCUCGGGCGCUGGAAUGCGCCGCGGCGAGGCCAUACAGGCCAUACACGACAACCCAUUCCAACGACCACCCCUCGGUGGCGGCGCACGCUCUCUCGCCAUGGGGCCCGGCCACGCCAGGAGCUGCGAACCUGGACCGGGUCUUUUUUGAUUCGGAUCAAUUUCGCGAUCGGCUGAGGCGCGAGGAGCGGAACAUUCCCCUUCCCCCCUUCGCCCUCUCCGUUUCUCCCUACCACCUACGAGCCGCCUCCCUCUCGUCUCUCCAGUUCACACCACACACCGACCCUUACACAAAAGAGACCGGAAAGAAAAGGAGGACCAAUCAGCAAAACCUCCAAGCAUACAACAUCACCAACAUCAUCCCGGCGAAAGGCCUCGCGUGA
Messenger RNA from Gaeumannomyces tritici R3-111a-1, 414 nucleotides. RefSeq lists its product as hypothetical. Bases 1 to 414 code for a protein of 137 amino acids. The transcript is spliced from 2 exons. The record is from RefSeq and is a predicted model, not a curated record. Lineage: Eukaryota; Fungi; Ascomycota; Sordariomycetes; Magnaporthales; Magnaporthaceae.